Hippoglossus stenolepis (Pacific halibut) is the source of this 1623-nucleotide messenger RNA. RefSeq names its product low affinity immunoglobulin gamma Fc region receptor II-like. The record is from RefSeq and is a predicted model, not a curated record. Gene Ontology annotation, biological process: cell surface receptor signaling pathway. The coding region runs from base 446 to 1219 and encodes 257 amino acids. Gene Ontology annotation, molecular function: transmembrane signaling receptor activity. NCBI's taxonomy places the organism in Eukaryota, Metazoa, Chordata, Actinopteri, Pleuronectiformes, Pleuronectidae. The transcript has 6 exons.
CCUGCUAACACCUGCUAACACCUGCUAACACCUGCUAACACCUGCUAACACCUGCUAACACCUGCUAACACCUGCUAACACCUGCUAACACCUGCUAACAUCUACUGGUAGUUGAUAACCUAAAUUGUUCAGAAGACCUUGAAACACACAAGAGAUAUUCACCACCUUGUCCUAUAUUCUAAAAAAUUUUGUGACAACAAGUUAUUAAAGCGUGACAGAGAAAGAUCACUGAGAUGUGAUACAAAUGAAUGAUGAGUGAUGAAACAUCUGGGAAUCAAACCAUGGUCACUAUCACAUAGCUGACAAUGGUCUGACAGAGAAGGUGAAGACGCUGGUGAACCAGUGAGCUGCUCGUGUGUCGACAUAUUUUUGGACACAUGGUUCGUGACGUGUUGAGGUUGUUAACGGGGAAGUGAAGCUGCAGCUCAGUCGUCCUCGAGAAGACAUGAAGUCUGUGUCUCUGCUGCUGGGGCUGUCUGUGCUGCUGCUGUCUGGACUGACAGUUUCUGCAGUCUCUCUGAGUGUCAGUCCAAACCUCCAGCAGUUCUUCAGUAAAGACUCAGUGUCUCUGAGUUGUGUUGAAGGAGGACAGACAGGUGGACAGAUAAUGAAGAGGACAGCAGGAGGACAGACAGGUGGAUGUGGACAGAACUUUGAGACGAUGAAUGGUUCGUCCUGCAGCUUCCCACAUUUAUCUUGUUCAGACUCCGGAGUUUACUGGUGUGAAACCAGCGAUGGACAAAAGAGUCAACAGGUCAACAUCAGUGUCCGAGAUGAUCCAGUUAUCCUGCAGAUCCCUGCACUUCCUGUGCACACAGGAAGUGAUGUCACACUUCGCUGUAAAAGCAAAAACGGGUACUGUGAGACAGCGUAUUUCUUCAGGGACAAGGUCUACCUCUCCUCCGAACUAGAGGAAAAGUGGAUCGUCAGAGACGUGAGACGGACGGACGAAGGGAAUUACUCAUGUUCUACUGAAACAUAUGAAUCUCCUCACAGCUGGCUCAGGGUCGCAGCUCCACCCCCUCCUCCCUCCUCUGUGUUCAGACUCUUCUGCCUCCUGGUGGUCGUCUGUCUGUUCUGCAUCUGCUCCGUCAUCAUGAUGUCAAGGUGCUGCAGCAGGAUGACGGAAAACAAAUCAGCCGUUUCCAUGGAGAUGACCCCGUGUGUUGAAGAGUAUGAUUACAUCACUGCUGAUGUCAUCACUCACCAUGAUGUCUGAGCGGAAUGCAUCGCUAUAGAGCUACUAUUAGCAUCACCAGCUGUUUGCUAACGUUAUCAUCACAUGCUGUUUUAUUAAUGAGUUAUGUUUUUUUAUUUCUGACAUUUUUCUUCGUGGUUUCCUUUCUUCUUCUUUGUCGUCGACUGGACACUCUCUCUCCCUGAGGUACAGACUGGUACUGCAAGAUGAGCCAGGCCAAGGCUUGCUGCUCAGCGUGCUUCAGUAGAUGUGUUCAAUCAAUAUUAAUAUUAUAUCAAUAUUUAAACUAAAGAACUCUUUAACAGAAGAAACAGGAAAGACGUCCUGUUUCUUCUGGAACUUUCUGUUUUUGUUUUUCAGUUUGAACAUGUGACGCUUCAGCUGCUUCCAACAAUAAAAGAUGCAAAUAUACAAACAUUUAAAAA